AUGUCGCAACCCCAGCCGAUGCCCCCAAGGCAAGCCGCCUACUCCCCUCCUCAGCACUCACCAUCCCCCAACAAUCCUCAGGGCAGUUUCCAGUUCGGACCGGAUGCAAAGCGCCAGAAGUACUCGUCGCCCGGCCCAGCUUCGCAGCCAGCGUCCCCGCGUCCUUACAAUCAAGCGCCGUACAGCGCCAGUCCAGGUCCUGGAACCGCGACGCCUACAUCGAGUUUGACGUCGCCGAGUCUCUCUGCCUAUCCGAACGCGCAUUCCCAAUCUCACAGCACCUCGUACGUAACGCCGUACCAGAAUCAUCAAACCCACCAGAACGUUAAUGGUCGACCGAAUGGUGGCUUGAGUUUGCCGCAGGCGUUGCCUCUCUCAAACACCCCGACGCUCAACUCUCCGCAUCUUUCUCAAGCGCAGAGCCAACCUAAUACGCCAUACUCGAACGCGAAUUUCGUUCCCGUCACUGCGCAACCCACGACUCCCGCAAUCGGCACCAUGCCGCCCCCUUCUGCAUACUCUCACAAUGUCGCGCAGCAGACGCAACCAGUCAACAAGCCGCCUGUCAAGAGCUUCGCAUAUGAUAUGGAUGACACCCUCGCUGGGACUGGCAUCAACUUGGACGAAGAACAAGCAUUCUUGGAUGACUUGGAGACGAAGCAUGGCUUCACUUCAUGGGGAAAUGGCAACCAAGGAAGCUUCUACGGAGGUGGACCGGCAAACAAGCCACCCGAACAGACACAAGCGAAGACGCAAGAGGAGCUAGCGGCAGAAGCUGCUGAUCGAGCAUGGAAUACAGCCGCGGCAAACUUGGCUACCUCACGUGUGCGCUCAUUCAAGGAUCAGUUCCUGAGCUGGGGUUUACUCCACCGAAAAAUGCAGGAUAUUGCAACUAGCCACAAUCUGCAGCUGAACUUGGAUUCAAAAGGCACCGGCGGAGGCGUUGGCAGAUUGGGUCAUCCCAACGAUAUUGAUGAGCCGAAGAUUGAGGUCCGGGUCAGCAAGGCCCCCGACGGCACCAUUCUCAGCACGAAAGGAUCCAUCAUUCCCAAGGAGGCAUAUCUAAUUGACCAAUUGGCCUUGCUGUCUAUUGCUACGAAGGAGCGUUUCUCUGAGUUGCUAGGUGAUGCGAAUAAGUUGGCCACCACCCGGCAGCAGAGCUCUCACGGGGCUGUUCCUCCACUGUGGGCAGAUGCAGCUACUACGGAGCUCGUUGGACUGAAAGACCCGAUGAUGGCAACACAGGAAGGCACCAAACCAGAGCCGGAUAGUGCACGCAGCCCCCGCACGAAUCCACUCAAGCGUAUGGCAGCCUGCCCUGCGAAUGCGAUGAGUAAUGGACUUCCUACGCCCGUAUCGGAGGCGCCUCCCACGAAUUCUUUGGUCGAUACGAUCGUCAGCGCGGGCAAGGCCACGCGUUCGUGUGAAGAAGCGAGACUUCGAAAACGCCAUAGGCGCUUGGAAAAGGCCACCGAUAGGGACAAGGAAGAUGGGAGCGGCGGUGCCCGAACUGGCUCAAUAGCCCCCGACGUGCCGGGUUUCGUCGCACCCGAGCAACCGGAUAGCAAGCCUCUCACGAAGAAGGAAAGCAAGAAACAAAGCGCAAAGCUUGCCGAAGCCAGUAGCAGCACCGUCAACUCGACAUUGGAUCACAUGAUGGGUCGGAAGAAGAAGAAGUAUUCGUGGAUGUCGGGUGGCGCAGGCAGUGGGGCGUCUACUCCUAGACCGAGUGUGGCAGGUCUAUCUGGUGCUGCCGCGGCCGGUGCUGUUCGAAGCCCAGCUGCUCCAGGGCCCUUGACACAAGCCAGCGCAAACCACCUGGGUCAAUUCCGUGAGACGUCCGAGAAGGGCAAGAACAUCCAGCUCCGAGAUUGGAUUCAUGUGCUUGAAGAGCGUGGCACAGACAUUAAAGCCCUUCAAGAGGCAUACAUCAGGCUGGACAGGUCCGAUUAUGGCGACAAGGUGGCGACGGUAAUAACACCAAGCCCUACUAUGCCGAAGUCUGCAUGA
Messenger RNA from Pseudomassariella vexata, 2010 nucleotides. RefSeq lists its product as uncharacterized. Gene Ontology annotation, cellular component: transcription factor TFIID complex. The transcript has 2 exons. The record is from RefSeq and is a predicted model, not a curated record. Bases 1 to 2010 code for a protein of 669 amino acids. Gene Ontology annotation, biological process: DNA-templated transcription initiation. Lineage: Eukaryota; Fungi; Ascomycota; Sordariomycetes; Amphisphaeriales; Pseudomassariaceae.